This is a messenger RNA of Phytophthora nicotianae INRA-310, 339 nucleotides long. RefSeq lists its product as hypothetical. The transcript has a single exon. Bases 1 to 339 code for a protein of 112 amino acids. Lineage: Eukaryota; Oomycota; Peronosporomycetes; Peronosporales; Peronosporaceae. The record is from RefSeq and is a predicted model, not a curated record.
AUGGCUUUUGGUCUUCUUGUUAACAAGUGGCAAAUUUGUAAGCGUCCUUUAGCUGUUGACUACAUUCAUGCAGGUUUUGUCAUUAAAACCUGCAUGAAGCUGCAUAACUACUGCAUCAAUGCACGCAUUAGUCAGCCUAAUAGCGACGGAUUGAACAAUAUAGCAAUGAGAGAUUUCAAUGCAAUGGAAGACUGCAGCUUUUUACCCGCUGUGCGUGAAGACACAAACAACCGUGAGCCGCCUGUCGUGAAUGGCCAUAUACCUCGCAAGGUUGUUCUCGGUCAUAUUCAGCGGUGCAACAUGUUCCGACCUAUCACUUUGCGUACGUGCCGCAGCUGA